UUAAAGCAGAGUUGAACCUGAAGCAGAGUGUGUGGAAGCUUCUGGAACAGGCUGCAGGAGGAAGAACUUCACCACCAAGAUGAUUUUAACUGUAGUUUUGGUCGUUUUGUUUGUUUUGGCGACAGGAGACGCAGAGAACAGAGACAGACACUCCCUGACCUACAUCUACACGGCCCUCUCCAAAGACCCCAAAAUCCCAGGUAUCCAUGAGUUCACGGCCAUGGGGAUUCUGGACUCCAGGGUAAUCGACUACUUCGACAGCACCACACAGGUGAAAACUCCCAGAACAGACUGGAUGAAGGAGAAUCUGGAUCAGGACUACUGGAAAAAAGGCACACGAUCCCGGAAGGACAAACAGCAGUGGUUCAAAGUCAACCUGGACAUCCUGAAGGAACGGAUGAACCAGACCGACAACGACAUCCAUGUUCUUCAGUGGAGACACGGCUGUGAGGGCGAGGAACAACCUGACAGGUCACUGAAAUACAUCCGCGGCUUGAACAUGUACAGCUACGACGGAGACGACUUCCUGUACUUUGACGACUCCCACUCAGUGUGGGUGGCUCCAGUGAAAGCGGCAGAGCAGACCAAGAGGAAGUGGGAUCAGGAGCAGAAAGUCCAUAACUACCCCAAAGGAUACCUGGAGAUAGACUGCAUGGAGUGGCUGAAGAAGUAUUUGACGUACAGGGAGAAGGACCUGAACACCACCAAAAAACCUGAAGCGUAUGUGUUCGCAAAUAACGCCAGGUCUAAGACAAAUGUGGUUUUGACCUGCAUGGCCACUGGUUUCUACCCACUGGAAAUACAAAUUCACAUCCAAAGGAACAGUCGAGUUCUUACUAAAGAUGACGACGUGAUGAGCACAGGAACUCGACCGAAUGGAGACAACACCUACCAGAGACGAGACAGUGUGGAGAUUCUACGCAGCGACGUGGCCAAGUACUCCUGUCACGUCAUACAUCAUCCAACUGGUGUUAAUAUAAUAAAGGUUUGGGAUCGUAAACUCCCUGACCCUGACGAUGAACCAGACAGUCCUGUACCAGUCGGUGUUAUUGAAGGAGUUUUGGGGGUCGUAGCUGUACUUGGACUUGGACUUGUUGUCCUGGGGAUCCUGUACAAAAAAGGCAAAUUGGAUCGUGUUAUCCAUCGUAACCCUCAACAGCUUCCACCUCAAAAUCCCCGUCCUGCUGUGAAUCCCGUACCACAUCGUGUUAUCCAUCGUAACCCUCAACAGCUUCCACCUCAAAAUCCCCGUCCUGCUGUGAAUCCCGUACCACAUCGUGUUAUCCAUCGUAACCCUCAACAGCUUCCACCUGUGAAAGUCGAACCAGCUGCACAAGUUCCACUGAUCCAACAGAACGAGCCCAAAAAAGAUGGUUCUCAGGGCUCUCUGGAGAGCAAGGACUCUGGUCAUUCUUCCACUGGUGCGGCGUCGAGUGGAGCAUCGAACAGAGGAUCAGGCGACGGAUCACAUGAGUCUCUCCUGGAAAAAUAAACCAUUCAAGUCUCAGCCUGUAAAAUUCAACAGGUUUUAAAUAAUAAUUGUAAGUAAUGAUCUGAAUCAGCGGCUCACUUCAGAUAAACAUGUU
This is a messenger RNA of Sphaeramia orbicularis (orbiculate cardinalfish), 1586 nucleotides long. RefSeq names its product major histocompatibility complex class I-related gene protein-like. The record is from RefSeq and is a predicted model, not a curated record. NCBI's taxonomy places the organism in Eukaryota, Metazoa, Chordata, Actinopteri, Kurtiformes, Apogonidae. Gene Ontology annotation, biological process: immune response. Bases 80 to 1492 code for a protein of 470 amino acids. The transcript is spliced from 14 exons. Gene Ontology annotation, cellular component: external side of plasma membrane.